UCUUAUCUAGACUUAAGAGGAUGCCGACAAAAAGAACAAACUUUAAGAGCAUAAUUAACCCAAACUCUUAAUUUAGAGUUUUUAAUUCAGGAUUUGAUAUUCUUUUUACAUCUUUAGGUUAAAAUUCGGUUAUUAUAUCUCUUAUUUAAAAGAUGAUUUUUAUCUUUUAUUAAUUAAAAACUAAAAAACGAUUUUUAUUCGAAGCUAAAAACUCUAUUCUAGGAGUCCGGGUUAAUUAUGAUCUAAAAAGAUGUGUAACUGGGUUUCUUGGAUCUUAUAGAUUAGUAAGGAUACCGUUUAUUUUUAUAAAAAUGAUCUUAACAAUUUUAAUUACAUUUUGUUUGAUUACUUUUAUCAUCGAGAAAAAAGGAGUAGUAAAAGAAGAAAGUAAAAGAAACAUUUGGACCGUUGGAUUAGAGGGAGUUGUGCCGGGGUUCGCUGCGCCAAUGAUGGUGGACUGGUGGGGAUAUCUAACGGUCACAACAUGGGGGCCCAUAUAAUGACAUCUCUCAGUAAUGGUUUAUUUACAAUUUCUUUACAAAAAUUACCGUUGAAACUUGGACGUGAAAAGAAAAAGGGAAAAAUAUGAAAAAGAUGUAAAAUAUCAAUCUGAUGAAUAUUCACAUCUGAUAAAUCAUAACUUAAAAUAGUUAGUUUUGUUGAAAAACCUUUCAUUACAUUGACGAAUUAAGAGUUUAAGACUAUGGUUAGACACAUAUUGUACAUUUACUUUUUGAAAUAAUUUUUACAUUCUUAGCAAAAAAAAUGGUUAUAAAAUAUUUUGAGAUUUCCAAGUUAAAAAAAAAAAAAAAAAAUUCAUUGUUAUUCGCAUACAGUUGAUUUAUAUACAUCUUUCUUUGCUUUCGUUUCUCUCUUGUGUUCCUUCUUUUAGCACUGUCGUGACUCCUAGCUCAACCAUCUUAUGAUCACAUAACCUCUUCAUAGAAAGCCCUUCUCCCUCGUUGCUGCCGCAAUCUCCGUUGCUCCCCAUUAUGUGGCUGUUAUCAUCAAAUAUAUCGAGACUCUUUGACCCGGUGUUUUUAAACCCGGACUGAACCGGCGGUCGGACCGGAUUGAACCAUGAACCGAAAAUAAUUCGGAUUGGGUUAAUGCUAAAACACAACUAAAAUUGAACCAGUUAAAAACCCCUAUCGAACCGUCAAAAACACGGGAACCAGCGACCCAAUAAACCGGACAAACCCCGGUUCGUAUAUAAGCAAAAAUUUUGUUAAUGAAACAAUUAAUUUUUCUUCUUUUUGAGUAAAAACAAGAUUUAUUAAAGAUUAAUAAAGUAUCGUCUCUCGUCUUUUUCUUUUGUUGUCUUUACAAUUUAUAAAUUACAAGAUUCACAAAGUUUAAUAUUCACCUCAAGAUAUUGUUUUUGUCUGCUUCUCACUUUGUUUAAAUUUUAUUUCAUGAUCACUUAUUUUGAAGACUUUAAAUAAUUGAAACAUUUACGUUUGUGAAAUUUGUAUUUCAAAAUCUAAUUUUUACCUAAUGUGUAUAUAAUUUUUUUUAAAGCUGAUAAGAUUUAGAGUGAUAAGAUUUGCGAAUAAAGUUUAAAUAUGCUUUUCAUAUUGAUUUUAGAUUUUAAUUGUUAUUUUUAAGUUUUCUAUACAUUAUGGCUAUUUAAACAUUUUAUUUGAUAUGAUCUUUUUUUUAAGAAUAUGCAUAUUAUUUAUAAAAUAUCACUAAAUUUAGUUUAAUCUAAGUAAACCGAUCAAACUCGGUUCAGACCCGGUUGAACCACAAUGACCCAUGAUCCAAAAAACUUUCGGUUCGCUAGCCGGUCCGGUUUUAAAAACACUGACCCUAAUUAAGCUCACGAAGUUGACCAGUUUUGUUCUCUCGAGUCUUGUACUCCCAGUAAGAGUACUUCAGCUUCUUCAAGUUGAGGAGUAGAGCAAAUAUUUAUUCAUGCUCAAGUGAUAACGACGACGUCAGCAAUGCCUAUUAACACUCUGUCCUCCAAAAUCUUCUUUCAGGCUUCAGGAGGUUUAGACUUCUUGAUUUCGGCCCACGAGUUGUCCAAAAACGCCACUUUAUGCGACCCAAGUUUUUUAGAAAGAGUUGAUUGGUUUAGCACUUUAGUAUUCGAACUAUCUAGAUACCUACCUAGAUAGAGGAAACGGAAAUUUUCCCAAAUCUACUAGGAUUUAAUUUAGGAAUUAAUUACCUAUCAUAAUCACUGUAACCGAUAUUACUAUAUUCUAAUAAACGUUACAUGUAUAUCGUGAGUCUAUAUAAAGCUCCACGACCUUCUCGUCUAACCCAUUCACAAACCGCUAAAAUAAUGGCGCUAGUCCGAAAACCUGCUGCCUCGUCCUCUUCUGCUGCUCGCGAUGGUAUCAAUCCAGGGAAGAUUAAAGUGCAGAUGAUCCGUAUAUGGAAGGGGGAUAAGAAUGAAUCAGGCAACUCGGUCGUUAUGGUUUUACUUGAUUCAUCGGGGACAAAUAUUCAUGCAACUAUAGGUGAAGCUUAUUCAAAAUGGAUUCAAAAUACUGGUGGUGCAACGAUCAACGAGUCAAAUAGAGGAAAUAUUGAAAUUGAUGUUCUUGAAGAUUUGAUGAUAGCUGACUGCAAGGACCCUAUCAAAACUUUAGUGAAGAAAGUUUAUGGAGAAUCUUUUCCAGAGUCCUAUAAUCCUGGGUUUUUUCACGGGAAAGCUAUUUUGUGUUCUACAAAUGAAGAUGUGGAUCAGAUUAAUGAUUAUAUGCUUUCGCAGAUAUCGGGUGAAGAAAAGGUGUGUCUGAGCGCUGACAGUAUUUCUCGAUUGAAUUCACACCCGAGUGACUACAUGCGAUACCCUCCAGAGCUUUUGAAUAGCAUCAAAGCCCCUGGAUUGCCUAACCAUUGUUUGAGAUUGAAGGUUGGUGUUCCUGUCAUCUUACUACAGGACAUUAUGCCUAACUAUGGACUAUGUAAUGGGACAAGACUUCAGAUUACACAACUGGGUGGUUUUGCGCUUGGGGCUAGAAUUAUAACAGGUGCUAAGAUUGGGGAGGAAGUCAUUAUCCCUAGGAUACCUACAUAUCCAACAGACGAAAAUUUUCCCAUCAAAAUGCAGCGUAAGCAGUUUCCGUUGGCAGUUUCGUUUGCAAUGACUAUAAACAAAAAUGAAGGACAGCCACUUUCUAAAAUUGGUAUCUAUCAACCAAGGCAAGUGCUCUCUCGUGGACCGAUGUAUGUUGCUGUAUCCAAAGGGAAGACUAGAGAUGGUUUGAAGGUUCUUGUUACAAAUAAAGAUGGGAAACCUAACGAAGAAACUGCAGAUGUUGUGAUCAAGGAGGUAGGUGUUUCAGAACACUGAGUCAACAAGUCUUAAUCUGUCUUUUACUAUAUCUAUUUCAGGGUGCAAACUGGUUAUUUUUAAGUCAUUUUGAUUUUCAUAGUUUUUCUUAUUUCAGACUAUUAUUAUGUUUUACAUUUUGGUCUAUUAUCAUUUGUUCUUGCGUCAGACUUUGUUCUAGUCAACAAUGUUGUGUUUAGGCAACAUGAACUUCAUGUAAUGGAGAUAUUCUACCUAGCUUUAUAUGAGACAUACUGAGCUCGAUAAACAGUCAUAAGACCUAAAACUAUAGAUGAUAUACAAAAUCUGCACACAAUGUUAACUAAGAAGAUAAUAAUAGAAAAGAACACUCAAACACAUUAACCUUUUGGUUUUAACUGUUAACAAACAAAGAGCAUAACUUAUUAAUCUGAUUUCUACACAGCGACUCAUAACUGAAACAACGUAUUACUAGUUAACACACUCCACGGCGGAAGUGAAUCUUAUAUAUUUUUUUCUUUCUAUCAAUUAGCUACUAGUAAAUUCAAACUCAAGUGACUGUGAAUUGAAUAAGGCAUCUUAGCAGGUGUAAACUGA
Messenger RNA from Brassica napus (rape), 3865 nucleotides. RefSeq names its product ATP-dependent DNA helicase PIF1. The record is from RefSeq and is a predicted model, not a curated record. Lineage: Eukaryota; Viridiplantae; Streptophyta; Magnoliopsida; Brassicales; Brassicaceae. The transcript is spliced from 3 exons. Bases 2225 to 3310 code for a protein of 361 amino acids.